AUGCCGACCGACGCCUUCGUCGAGGGCGACGGGUUCGAGUACGCCGCGUGCGCGACGGAGAACACGACGGGGCAGUUGACGUGGGACGCGGCGCGGCGGUUAGAGACGUUUUUGCGAUGCGACGACCGAUGGCGGCGACGCGAUGGCGUCGUGGUGGAAGGACGCGACGGCGCGACGGCGCGGCGGACGACGACGCGGGCGUUGGAGUUAGGGAGCGGGAACGGGUGGUUGGGGAUGGCGCUCGUGCGCGAGCGCGAACGGUCGGGGGUGGGGGAGAUGGUGAUGACGGAGCGCGCGCGAGGCGGCGCGUUGGAGUGGUUGCGGCGACGGGUCGAGGCGAACGCGGCGUGGACGCGGGGUGGUUCGGGGGCGAUCGCGUGUAAAGCGCUGGAUUGGGUCGAAUUCGCUCGAGAUGAAGCGGAGGGAGGCGAUGACGAUGGCGCGUUCGCGGGAUUCGACGCGAUAUUCGGUUCGGAUUUGGUGUACGACCGCGACGGCAUCGAGGCGCUGCCGCGCGUCGUCGCCGCGCUCCUCAGAAGGAACCCGGGGGCGGAAUUCUGGUACGCCCACACGAAACACCGGUACGACGGCAUGGAUGAAGACUUCUUCGCCGAGAUCGAGCGAUGCGGUCUCUCGAGAGAAGAGGUGAGAGAGGACGGCGUGCCGACUCCGCCGCCUUCGCCGCCGCCUUUCGAGUCGCUCUUCCCGGACCAACGCAUCGCCGUCUAUCGUAUCUCCCUCGAUGCAUCGGCGAAUCAAAAUUGA
Messenger RNA from Ostreococcus tauri, 765 nucleotides. RefSeq names its product Nicotinamide N-methyltransferase-like. The transcript has a single exon. The record is from RefSeq and is a predicted model, not a curated record. Lineage: Eukaryota; Viridiplantae; Chlorophyta; Mamiellophyceae; Mamiellales; Bathycoccaceae. Bases 1 to 765 code for a protein of 254 amino acids.